This is a messenger RNA of Podarcis lilfordi (Lilford's wall lizard), 32172 nucleotides long. The record is from the annotation of a GenBank genome assembly. Lineage: Eukaryota; Metazoa; Chordata; Lepidosauria; Squamata; Lacertidae.
ACUCAAGUUCUUUGUGGUGCUGGGACGGCAAACUUUUACAUGCUAAGACUCAGGAAGGGGAAAAUCUUUAUCCCCCAUGGAUCUCUAAAGUAAGAUGUUGGGCAGGACGAAGGGGGAGCUGCGUUUGUUGGGACUGCCUGAUACUUUUGGAAGGAUUUAACCUGCAGGAAGUGUGUGUCCUUUAUUCUUGAAGGUAAGUGUGUCUUUUCUCUCUCCAGCCUCUACCACUGUCAUCUGUUGUUGGCUCACAGAGGCAUAAACGCCUCAGUCCCAGAACUUAGAACCAUGAAAGAUGCCACCCAUGCCUCAAAAAGCAAACAAGGCAGUUCAUUUUGCCCACUUUCAGCCACUUGCUUUCAGAGGUAGAGGAAUAUGCAUGUUUCAAUCUGUGGAGGUUUAAAAUGGCCGAAGUGCCUUUUCUGGAAGAGGCUGGGGAGAUGACUGUUUCUGCGGAAAUAAUUGUGCUUUGUGGUGAUCCACAGGCAAGAGGGUAUGUGUUGGGAUCUACAAGUUAUAGGUUUGUGCUUUUAGAAAUGAAAGAUCAAGACUUCCUAAAGUACUUUUCCAUUUUUGCAGCACGGUCGCCUGGCUUUCACAGGGGGUUGAUUCCCACUAAAAGUCUAAAGCAAAGAAUAUUAAGGCACCUGCUAUAAAGCAGUUCUGAGAAAGAAAACGGAAUUAGCACAUUAUGCUUUUUUAAAAAAAAUAUUCUGCUGUUUUCUAAAAAAUAUCUUAAUUAAAAUUGAUACUAAAGGGGGGGGAGGAGGUGAAGACUAUUUGUGGCCCUCAUAGCUGCACUGAGGUGAUUAAAUGUAGGCUUUAAAUGCAAAUAACUUUUUGCCCUUGGGGAGUUAUAUCUGCUUUACACAUUGAGAGUUGUACAACAGUGUGUUCUGCUGCCUGUCUGCACCACCCAGCAAAUGUGCAGCUUACGUGAGUGUGCAAGCAGACAGCCAGGCAGCCGUGAGGAAACCUCUAGGAAUGCGAGGCGGAGGGGUGCUAUGACUGCUGCAGAACCUCUGAGUCCGUUUGUGGGCACAGGCACUUGGGAGCAGCUACGCACUGGACAGCCGAAAUGCUUUUCUGCUGAUGUCCUGACAGUGUGACGUGGCUAUUAAUGACAGGCAUGGGCCAUGCUUGCUGUUGGCCACUCCUGGUUCUCAUAAAGGUUUGGGAGGUGGUUUGCUGAGUGGGGGAAAUGGCCCAUAUCAACAAAUAAUUUCUUCCCAGUUUGAUAUUUAUGGGGCUCAGUUAUUCUGCUGAGGAAGAGGAGCUCCUUCGGAAAUUUUCGGGGAAUUGUUCAGGCUGGUGGUUUUUAGACAGCUUAGGCAGGUGAGGAAGUGUGUGUACUUUUGGUCAGCACUUAAUGCGUGUCAGGACUCAGUGCCCGCACCUCUUUUACAACACCAGGGCUUAAACAUUUGAAAAAGUAAUAAUAAUAAAAGAAAAACACCUCAGAGUGUCUUUCCCUCACCAAUGAGUAAUCCCAGCCUGUCCAUAUACAGCCAGGAUUAAGAAGCAGGGCUUCCCAGCACCUGUUUAUAGAAAGGAAGUAUUUUGUUUAUACCUUUUCCAGUGCUGCAAUCCAUCUGCUCUCUUCAAACAUUAACCAGGUAAUAAUGCAUUUCUCGGGGUCUUUUUAAGUAUAAGUUGGUUUCAGAAUGAAUUUCUCCUAGAAAUCCUGAUUUUGUUCUAACUAUGUUGAACUCUGGUCAGCUAUCCCCAUAACCUCUUGGGGAAAGUAGUGAGCAGUAGAAGCCAAGGGGGUGAUCUCUUUGUGAAUUUCUCUUCUGCCUCACUAGAUCAAAUAAAUCCCUAUGUGGAAAAUUGUGCAACUGUUUCCCUAAUGUUUCCCUCUGAGGAGAUUUUAUUAUAAAUUUUGACUGGUUUAAUAAUCAUUCACUCUCAAGAAACCACGAGAACGGUAGUUCUUUUUUAAAGUGUAGGAGAAGAGUUAGCUCUCAGUAUCUUGACCCAACUACAUUUCCUGGGAUUGGAAAUGGCCUACUCUUUUACCAAGAAAAGAAAGAAAACUAGAGGAUUUAUCAGGAGCCCCAGGAGUACUGGUAGUUGUGGGUCUACGUAGCCUACUCCUAGUAUGGGAAACCUUUAGCCCUCCUGGUGUUGCUACACUAUAGUUUCUAACAUCUCUCACCAGUGACGGUUCUUGCUGGAGCUGAUGGGAGCUAAAUGUUCAACACCAUUUGGAGGCCCCAGGUUCCCCCAUCCCUGCCCUAAGGCAGUCUAAGAGGCUCUGCACAUCUUGGGGAAAUGUGAAUUUCCUGGUUGAAUUUAUUAUAUUCCCUAGCCAUUAUGCAUAAUCUCCAAGAGGCCUUGGGGAAUGUGCUUAUACUGUCUUGGGUUUUGUUCACUGCCUGCUUCUGGCCCACUGCCUAAUCUUGUAUAAACCACAACAUACCUUCCUACUGAUCAGUCAAGCAGCAGAAAGUAUAUUAAAUAUAUAUUCCACCCUUCCUCCAAAUACCUUUUUUUCAAAAAUCCAAACCCCUUUUUAAUCACUCUCAGCUGUUCCUCAGAACGGCAUGCAUCUUCUCAGUCAGCUCUGCUUCUGGUUAAAGAAUAUGUGUUGCGUUGUGAUGAAAGAACUUUAAAGGUGAGGGUUCCCCCCUGCCAUUUUUUCUUAAUAAAUAUUAAAUUGCAUAUUUUUAUAUAAUAAACAGUAAUACGUGAUUUCAUUUAUUUCUGCAAUCGUUAAACUUCAGUGUCCACAUACCACCUCCUAAAAUAUUACAGCCUUAUUUCAUUUCAGCAGAGAAGGCAUCAAAUUAUUCAAUUUCAUAAAUGUCAGAAAAGGGCAUCAAGAUUUUUCAAACUGUUCCUUUUUCCAGCGAGUUAUUCUACAGAAAUAGACCACAUGGAAUGUUUUGUUUCACUUUUGAAAAUAGAAAUUCCUGUGUAGGUAAUAAUGCCCUAGCCCUCAUUUGAUUGCCAACUCUUAUUUCAUAGUUUUAAAAAUGCAACUAGAUAAAUCCAUAGUUUCAUCAAGACCCUUCAGAUUCCACCUGUCAUAUCCCACUGAUGGUAGAGAAUGCGGUACUAUCCCUAGCCUACCAGUUAAAAAGUGGCAAUACUAGUGGGGGGGGGGAGGCACUCUGCAUGUGCCAGAGCUAAGUCCUGGUUAGCUUUUAAGCCCAGCCAACCUGAGAACCUAUAUUACCUUCACCAGCCAUUCACCCGCAAAGAUGCCUGUGGUGUAAUUUCCCCCUUUCCAUCCCAAGGCUCCUAUUUGCUAGACACCUGAUGCUGGAAAACAUCCAGGUCAGCCUUCACCAGCUUGUUACCCUCCAGGUGCUUUGGGAGAAAUUGUUGUCCAAAACAUUGGAAGGGUACCAGAUUGGAAGCUUAACCUAGGUAUUUGUGGUUUCCUGUUAUGGAAAUCCCCCUCCCCCGGCCCACUUGGAUGGAGGAUUGUUGAUUAAGUGUGGUUUGAGUUUGGGGACAUUGCGAAUAAUGAGUGUGUGCGCGCGCACACACUCACCUGAAACUGAUGCUGUGAGCGCCACCCGUCCCACGGGUUUCUGGCUCCCACCUCCUACAAACAGUGGAGGUGCCUGGGUUAUGUCUUUGCGUCUUUAUUGUUGCACCUGCUUUCUUCCCCGUGCAGUAUGACAGAAAAAGAAAUUCUUGAGCCACCUGCAUCACCCACAUCUGAAGGGGGAAAAUCGACUGAAGGGGUAAGUUCUGUUGUGGGCUGUACUCUGGGAGGACAAGGGUGGGGUGACUCCCAUUUCUGUGUCCCAAUUCUUCCACAAUCAGCCAUGGGGUCUUUCUUGGAAGGACUCAGUCCUCCUUAAGAAUGUCCUACGAUGCCAGAACCUUUUGACUUUGGCCUGUUUGGGCCACAGUGGCUGCAACCAAUCAGAUGGGAAUAUCCUGCCCUUUGCAGUUUAGCCUGAGGACAUCCCAUCCCAACAAACCACCAAUAUACCUGUCUGGAAACCUGAGAUGUAAGUCUUGGGAAGAGCCAUUGAUGUUGCCUUAUUUCUAGGAGCACAGACUAUGGCACACUUUAUUCUCAUGGUUUCCCUGAAGGUUAUGGUUGCCAUUGGGCCAGCUUGUCCAACUUUAAAUAUAAGCAGUUAUCUUUUUGCCAUGAUCCAAAAAAGCUACUAAAGAAUAGAUUUAAGAACAACAUGUUUUCUUGAACAGAAAGCCAUCAAUCUAUAACCCAUGGGUUGCUAACAAACCAGAAUUUUAAAACUUUUAAAUAACAAAAUAAAAGCCAGCCUGUCUAGGUUGGGUGUUCAUUCAGAAAAACAAAACAAAACACUCUUCAUACACCAGGGCAAUUGGCAUGAUGUUUUCAACAAGUUGACUGCCCUUUUUUUUAGUAAAAGGUAAAAGUAAAGGACCCCUGGGCGGUUAAGUCCAGUCAAAGGUGACUAUGGGGUUGCAGCGCUCUUCUCUGUUUGAGGCCGAGGGAGCUGGCGUUUGUCCGCCAACAGCUUUCCGGGUCAUGUGCCAACAUGACUAAAUCGCUUCUGGCGUAACGGAACACCGUGACGGAAACCAGAGCACACGGAAACAGCUUUUACCUUCCCGCUGCAACGGUACCUAUUUAUCUACUUGCAUCAGAAUCAGAUUGGUGUAGUGGUUAAGAGCGGUAGACUCAUAAUCUGGUGAACCGGGUUCGCUUCCCCGCUCCUCCACAUGCAGCUGCUGGGUGACCUUGGGCCAGUCACACUUCUCUGAAGUCUCUCAGCCCCACUCUCCUCACAGAGUGUUUGUUGUGGGGGAGGAAGGGAAAGGAGAAUGUAAGCUGCUUUGAGACUACUUAGGGUAGUGAUAAAGCGGGAUAUCAAAUCCAAACUUCUCUUCAUCUUCAUAAAUCUGGAGGGGGCCGUGUAGGCCAUUUAUUUAUUUAUUAAAUUUAUUACCGGGCCUUCGCCAUAAGCCCUAGGUCGGGUUACAACAAUGGAAUAUAAAAUUAGAAAAACAGGUUUAUUUGUUUGUUUGUAAAAAAAAUUAUAGACUGCAGUUUCACUAAAAAUAUCAAAGUGGUUUACCAUUAUUUAUACAUAAUAAAAACCAUACAUGGAGGGGGGGACACAGAUCACCAACUAAGCAUUAUAGAAAGUUAUUAACUUAAUUGCCUGCUGACAAAGAAAUUUUCAGGAAUGUUUAAUGGUCAAUACAGAAAACACCUGAUGAAUUUCUAUUGGAAGAGCAUUCCACAGGGCUAGGCUGGUGGCACUAAAACCUCAGUUUUGUGUUAAUGUCAAAUGAGCCUCACCAAUUUGGAGGGCAACCAGCUAUACUCCUAUGGAUGAGUUCAGUGACUGAGAUGGAUAUACAGGUUGGGAUGGUCCCUAUGGGACCCUGGACCUAAAUUGUUCCAGGGUUUGUAAAUUAAUACAAGGAUCUUGAACCCGUCCUGUUGGUAGAUGUGACAAUGAGGUCACAUAUUGUCAGCCGUUUGCCCCCUUCAGAUAAAAGCAUCACAAUUCUAAGACAAGCAGAACCAUUUCAAAUGGGAUAGAACAAUAUCUAGUCCAAUGUUCUGCUUGAGCUAGGAAAUCCAUCAUGGUUUGUCCUGCUGUAUGGAAGGUUGCUGUUCAAGAAACUCAAGCCCCAACCUGCCUUUUGGUGGGGAAAAUUGCUUUUCUGGUGUGCUUUUGUUUUGGAUCUUGGUCUAAAUCUGCAAGGCAUGCUGGGAAUUUUGCAGCACAGAGGUCAAAGUUCUGCCUUGGAGGGAAUGUAUUGUUCCAGUGAAGCAUACAAAUGUAUUCAAGCUGUGUAAUUCUGUGGAAGUCUGGAAUUUUGAACAGUUUGCUGAAAUUUGGAAGAGUUGGCAGAGACUAGAUAAGUUUAGGCAUUGCACAAAGUGCCAGCAAACAAAUGUAUUGUGUCUAAAAGGCAUCUCACAGGGGGAAGCUGUGCUAGCUUUAGGUAACCUGCACAUCUUCUCAUUUCCCUUUGGACACAUUAGGAUGGAAGUGCAAACAGAGCUCCUUGUAGACACAUACACACAUGUGCGCAUGCACACACACACACUAGAGCUGUGUACUGGAUUCAGCCAAGUACCAAACCAAACCAGCCCUAUUCAGAGGGAUUUGAGCAUCAGCAAGUUGAGUUGAGACAGCCACGGAUCACUGUAAGUUGGGUUGGAUGGUCCAGAGCUAUCCAGAGCUGUCAGGCCUCAUCCCUGAAGUAGUACUCUGCAGGAUAAAUGCCUCUGAGUGGAGAAAACAAUUACGCAGUGUUGCAAGAGAGGUCAUUUGUGAAGGAUCAUCCCCUAGACCCCACCCCUCCAGCUCUCAGACAGUUUCUUCCCUUCUGUUUGUAUAUUUAAUAAUGAUUUUUUUAAACAACAACAACCCUGAAAUAUUAGCUCCAUCGCAGAACUAAUUCAGAACCAGGUGCAAGGUAGGUGUUGGCCCACUGUGGGUCAGCCUGAUUGGGGCUCCCAGAUUGGUGGAGCUGUGCAUCAGCAUAGACAGACACAUCUGUGAAGUUUUACUCUAUGAAGCCACUAUUAGAAAGCAAUAGGCCAUGCUGGCUUAUCCAGAGUCAUACUUCAAUAUCCUUUUAGCAAAUGACCAAUUUAUACUCUCAUCUCUGCACACUGCUGAAACGAGGUACACAAGCACUGUAAAACACAUCUGUGCCAAAGAUUAAAUUCCUAUACGGUAGGGAUAGCCACAUGGUGUCCUUCAAAUGUUCCUGAACUCCAACUCCCAUCAGCCCCAGCCAGCAUGGCCAGUGGUGAGAAUGAUGGGAGCUAAGAGCUAACAACAUCUGGAGGGCACCAUGUUGGCUAUUCCUGCUCUGUGGCAUCACUUUUACUUUAAACAAACCACUACUACCAAUACUUUAUGGAGAUGUGUGGGUUUUUGUGAGCAAUGAAGCUUGCCUGUGGAAAAACAAGGAGAUCAUUGAAAUUAGUAGCAUGUCUUUCUUGGGUCUCAAAAGAAUUAAAUAUGUUUCUUUUAUGGGGCAGGAAUUUCUUCAACAAUCAAUCAUGUAUGUCUGCAGAACUAAUGUUAAACUCAUCAUUCAGGGGAGGGCAUGAUAUUCUAGUUUCCCUUGGACGAGAGUACUGGAAACAUAAAUCGUUCUCAUAUCCAUUUUUGUUUACACAUGUAAAAACAGUGCCUAGUGUAAGCAAGUAAAAGCAAUCAGCAAAAGCAUUGAUCCUGCAUCAGAUUCUCAAAGCACCAAUCAGUAAACUCACAGCUCUAAACUUUCAGCUCUCUGCCUUUCUCCAAAUUCAAAGUUGCCUCUGCUUUUUGCUGCCCAUAUUUUGAGUGGUGCCUCAUUCUAAGGGUGGGGAAAGCAAGAUCUUAGGGUUGCCAUAUUUCAAAAAGUAAAAACCAAGACACCCUGGUUUGUUGAACUUUUUUAAAAAAGACCCCAAAUUGUUGAGCUAUUUUUCGAUCCAGGACAAAGCAGCCACUUUUCGGAAAUUCCCCCCAGACGCCAAUUUCGCCUUUGAAAUCCACGUGAUAUAUGGCAGCCCUAAGGUUUCCAACACAUCUCUGAUUGCUUACUAGUUUUCUUGCUGCUAGGCCCAUUUACGGUAAUCAAGACAGCCAACUUAUUAAGUACUUGGCAGUGCUGGUUGUCUCUUGCGGCUGUUAUGCAUGUCUGCAGGCAGUGCAUGGCAGUAGAUAAAAGCGUUUAACUUCAACACUGUAGUAGGUCCUGGCUUCAGAUCACACCAUGCUCAUACUCUUGUCGUGGGGUGUGUUGGACACAUCACUAUUUUUCAGCCAUUCCAUAUCUGUAAAAUGGGAAGCAUAGCCUACUUUAUAGAGUUGUCAUGUGAUUUAUAUGCUGAAGAUUAUUAUUUUUUAAAUGCAUAGAAGAUUAUUCUGAAUUGCAAGAACAGGAACACAUGGAAAAUCAGAGGUAUUGCAAGGGUAAAGUGGAGUGAAGUGAGGAGGGCCUUAAAAAUGUGUGCUCAAAUUAGAAAUAUCCCUGAUAAUCCAGUCUUUCCUGUUCUUUAGCAUGCAUUUAACAUGUGCACACAAAACAUUGUAUAGAUUCACCUUUUCUUAAGUGUUCAAAGUGUUUCAUGUACAUUCUCUGUAUUUCUCACAGUAGCCCUUUAAGGCAGACCAGUACAGACCAGUAUUAUCACAGACAUUAUUUUUUAUCAUUGUUAAUUUAUCAAUCACCUUAAAUAUGACCACCUUCUAUACAAUAGUUUUCAGGCAAUGCACAUUUAAAAAACAGCAAAAAAAGUUAGAUCCCCACAAAAAACACCCACAUCUGAUGCAUUUAAAACAAAACUAAAACCCAGUCAAGUAGAACCACAUGGCAAAGACUUUAUUCAGCUGUGGAGGCCCAUCAGAACAAAAAUACCUUCAGUUGUUUCUGGAAAGUUCAGGUAAUGGAUGUUGGUUGUAUCUCAACAGGAAAGCUGUUCUAUAGAACAAGGGCAGUUGCAGAUGAGGGGGCUGAGGCUGAAAGGGGGGCUUGCCUCAGUCCCUGCUAGUGACUCAGAGAUGGCAGAGAUGAGAUCUAACAAGAAGCUUCCAGAUUCUCAGCUUAGUCUUUUUUGACACUCACUGUGCAUCUGGCGUUAUCUGUUCUGGCACUAUCCAGCAAUGGUGAAUAUGCAGGAGUGCUUUGGGUUUUCUGUGAAGGGGGAUGAUGCAUGGCUUCCUUGGAACUGACUUCUCCAGCACCUGGUAGUGUGUAAAAAUUAGCUGGUAGGGAAAUACGCAACUUCUAGGGGCAGUAAUUGAAUUCUUGCAAUUAGAACUGAGGCAGACGCACCGCCUACUUUGAGCAGAUCUCCUCCCUCUUUGAAGGAACCACUAAUGUGUCUUUUCUUUUUAAUUCCUAUGGGAUAGAGACAUUUGAGCAACAGCAGAGGGAAACUGACUCUUGGAGCAUAUCUCUAAUACACACACUCCUUGAGAGUUUUUGAUUGCUCACAUGGAAUAUUCAGGUCAAAUUCCUUUUCAGGAGAAGCACAAGGCUGUUCCCCUACCUUUAGCUGAUAACAAUCAAGUCUCUCAACAGAGAAUUUGUGUUCUGACACAAUGUUUUGAAAGAUCCUGAGCCACAGCUCAAGAGUCGUCGGUUCAGUUAUUGUGUUUAGCUUUCUGUGGUGGCUGAAACUGGCAGCAGUAACCCAAGCUCUGCAAGAAUUUCCACAUUUGAUUCCACUGCCAAAUGUUAAGAUCCCAGGAGAACCUGUGUGCGCACAAAUAGGUGUAUGUGAAUGAAUGCAGGAGAGAUGAGUAUUGGCCGGUUCUCCUCCCCUGGGACAUGUUAGCGUCUGUAACCAUAGGAGUGGGGUUGCAUUUCAAGCAGCGCGGACUGCAUGCUUUCCAGUUUACUGAUGCCCCAGGAGUCCUCUGUGAGCUGACUUGGCUGCCCUCCCUGGCACCAGAAGCAACAUCUGGGUCAGUGACGCUUCCCCUUGCCCCCCUCGCCGCCUCUGCCUUUCACAAACUGCACUGCUCAGGGUCAAAAUGAACUUUAUCACAUCUGUGGAAUGAGGUUACUGGUGGUGUAAAAACUGGAAUUCAGAGGUAGUGGCACACACCCAGGUGCCAAUCAAGGAGAUGGAUGUGCUGGCCUGUGCGGAGGAAUGUGGUCCACCAUGAGCUCUAAUCUGGAGGAGCUCUGUUUUUAUUGCAGUAUUGUGUUAAUUAGCUGAAUAAUGCCAGGAUUUAUGUAUCUACAAUGGUUUCUUGCAAAAUAGUUUCCUGCCCCACUAUAGAUGUUAAUACAAGUGUCCCAGCAAUUUUCACCAAUCUGCCCCUGUAAAAGAUUAAAGCUGUGGCUAACAUAUAUUAAAGCUCUAAUAAUCAUUGACUUUAACUUUUGCAUCUCAUUGCCAUUCAGCUCUCAGAUUACAAUUUUCCCUCUUAAAUUUUACAUUAGGUGUCUGAUGAAAUUGGCCUGUGUCCAUGAAAGUUUAUGCUUUGUUAGUCUUUAAGGUGACGAAAGACUCCUUUAUUGUUUUUGCUACAAGGGACUAACACAGGACUACUCCUCUCACAAUCUGUCCAGCAGCUCCAGAGAAAAGUUGUGGAACAGUUGGAAAUGCCUGUACUUGACCUUGCUCUUGAGUUGUUGUUUUUUACCGGGUGGUGGAGCUUCAGACUCUUCUGGGAGUAGGGCUGGAGUAGGCUAACAAGAGGCUGGUCCAGGGCCCAUGAUUUUCAUAAUUUGGUGCUGGUUUUGAUGAUGCCAGUGGUAAAGGAAAACAUGUUUUUUAAAAUAUCACACACACACAUCCAUUGCAGUAGAAAAGCUACUAUAUGCUGUGAUUAUUAAAAUAUGAGAUGUAUAUGCUUGUACAAAAAAAAAUAUUAAAUUGUCCAACAAGACAAUUUAUGAUUCGUAAGGUCUAUAGGAAAAAGUUGACAGCUGCUGGGCUAGUGAAUUGAACGAUGGCUCUUUAGCCUGUGUCUCCCCUCCCCAUAUUUUUCCAGCAGACUUUCUGUCAUUACUAUUUUGGAAUGUUAUUAUGUACAUUUAUUCAAUUAAAUGUGCAUGUGUCAUCUCUCCCUUUUAAAAUAAAAGCAGCAUCAGUGGGAGGAAAUUGUGGAGUGGGUUGAUGACAUCGCCACUGUUCCAACCAAUCCAUGUGGUGCUGUGCUGGCUUCUACGACCAGUGCUGGGAACUUCAGGAGAUGGGACCUACAUUCCUAAUACGAGUAAAGAUAAAACAGGCAGAGGUAGCUUCCUGUAAGUUUUUGAUUCUGCAUUAAAAUUCUAUAUGCCACAAAAGGGUGGCAAGUGCACUUACUAUACCAGCUUGAUGGCUGAAAUAAUAUAUAUUUUGGGGGGGGGGAUGCACCUUAAGUGAAAGGCACACAAAGCAUCAGUGAUGGGUUUGGCUAUUUAAAGUUAGGAAUGCAAGUGUUAAGCAGUACAUUAAUGACCCCAAAAAUUAGUUGACUAAUUGGUAUGGGCCCGUUUUAAAGAAGCAAGGCUGCAAAGGUAGGGACCUUUACUUUUUUGAGGCUGUCUUGCUUCUGCUAUGUUUCUGCAACAGAAGAUGAUAAUUAAAAGAUUAGAUGGUUUUUUCUUUUCUUUGUUGUUAAAUUGUAAGCUAGCAUAUCUUUUGAUAUCCAUUCUCCCCAUCCACCCAAGAGCAGGUUUAGAAUCACAGAAUCGUAGAGUCAGAAGGGACCAUGAGGGUCAUCUUGUCCAACCCCUGCAGUGCAGGGAUCUUUCGCCCAGUGAUACCUUUUGAGUUUUUUUUGUCAUAGGCACAUGGACUUAAAAUUUAAUUUGCAUUAUUAGCAAGUUAAAGAGAGCACACCUACAAUAACUUGGGCUGCAUAUACACAAUUCAUUUAAACUACCGUAUUUUUCGCUCUAUAAGACGCACCAGACCACAAGAUGCACCUAGCUUUUGGAGGAGGAAAACAAGAAAAAAAAUAUUCUGAAUCUCAGAAGCCAGAACAGCAAGAGGGAUCACUGCGCAGUGAAAGCAGCAAUCCUUCUUGCUCUUCUGGCUUCUGUGAUAGCUGCGCAGCCUGCAUUCGCUCCAUAAGACGCACCCACAUUUCCCCUUACUUUUUAGGAGGGAAAAAGUGAGUCUUAUAGAGCAAAAAAUACGGUAUGUUUAAAGCACAUCCCCCAAAUAAAUCACAUUUCUUAUAGUGUAAUCCUGUGCAUAUUUACUCCGAAGUUAUUCCUGUUGUGUUGUUUGUUUAGAAAAUCAGACCGAGUCAACAAGCACUCCCACCCCCUGCUCAACUUGAAAUCUACCUUUUGCCCCCAGAAAGCAGACUGAUGCCUCUAAGCUUCACUUCCCCCCCCCAAUAUGCAAUAUGGUACUGCUCUGCCCUAGAAGGUUGUGGAAAAGGAUUGCUGCAAUGAGUAUAUGUGAAGCACUUGAAACUAUAUACCUGCUUUUAGAAUAAUUAUUAUUAAUCAGUUAAUAGCUAAAAAGCAGAUAAUUAAUCCACUAAAACAGAAACUAUCUUUAAUUAGUUGCUAGUCAUGCUUAGAAUGCCAUUGCAUGGAGAGAGUUCCACAAUGCAAAUUGUUUCUGUGACGUGGCUUCCACCCCCUGAGAUGUGGCCAUUGGAUGUUUUCUGCCACUGCAGACCAUCAGUUUGUGGGUGGUGCAAGGAAAAGCCACGAUGUGCAAAUGGGUGAGCUCUGUGGUCCAGUCUCCAUGCAGUUGUAUGGCUGCCACCAUGCUGCUUCUAUAUGUUCACUGGACAUUUGUUUGCAUUACCUGCAAUCCAGGGUUCUCUUCCCCUGUGUUUGCCAAAGACCCAAGGGGUGCCAUUGGUCUCCCCCCACCAUCACUUUGCCUCAUUUUUGAGCUACUCAUGGACAAGUUUGGAGCGUGCAUGCCAAUGGCGCUGGUUGCCAAGGUUCCCUGUUGGCAUCUAUCAAGUGCUGAUUGUCCACCACCCCCCAUCCCACCCUGCCCUCCCACCCCAUCCUGGACCUUCAGCUGCAGCGGCUAAAGCAGCUUUUCCAACGCAAGCCCAAUGAGGAGCCUGCCCCAGAGGAACCACAGGCCAAUGGGGAGCUGGUCAGCCCCUCUGGAGGACCCAUCUACUACAUCUAUGAGGAGGAGGAAGAGGAUGAAGAGGAGGAGGAGCCUGAGCCACCACCUGAGCCAGAGAAACCAGUUAACGACAGACCUCACAAAUUCAAGGAUCAUUACUUCAAAAAACCCAAGUUUUGCGACGUCUGUGCCCGCAUGAUUGUCCGUGAGUCCUACCUGAGGGGGUUGAACUGCAGGGGGAAUGGUGGUGGUCCCUCUAUUGGCAGGGUGCUUGGGCCUUUGGCAAUGGCAUAACAGGCAGAAGUCUGACAAGCAUGGCUUUUUCUCUCUCCGCACCUCUCUGGUUGUGGGGGGAGGAAGUUUCACUGCUGAAUGUCCGUCUGUCAUGUUAAAGACAAACAUAAGAUGGGCAGUUAUGCAUUGCCAAACAUUGUGCACCACACAAAAAGAACACUAAUUUGCAUAUUUGAUAAAUAUGCAUAGAUGCUAGUUUGGAUAGAUUUACUAUAAAUAGAAAUGCAAUGCACCUUGUCCUAGUGGUGAGCGCUGCAAACUCUUGAUGGGCGGCUUCAAGGCUUCAGCUUAUCAGUCCAAGAGGACACCUAGAGGACUGGCAUCCAAAUAAUAAACUGCCCCCUAUAAAUCAGGACACAUGGCCAACUUGGGCACAUGAGUCCUGUCUGUAAAAUGGUAGCAACCAUAAUGGGUAAAGGAGAGGGAGUGAAGGGGGAUGGGGGGAAUGGGGAAGGCAUGUGCUUCAGGGAGAUGGUGAGUCAUGAAGAUGAAGUGAAGGUGCAGAUGGGAGAAGGUAUGGAUUGUGUGGCUAAAUCAGGCUUCCACAAACUCAGCCCUCCAGAUGUUUUGAGACUACAAUUCCCGUCAUCCCUGACCACUGGUCCUGCUAGCUAGAGAUCAUGGGAGCUGUAGGCCAAAAACAUCUGGAGGGCUAAGUUUGAGGAAGCCUGGACUAAAUGCUGGAUAUGAUGGUGGCUCACAUAUAUAUAACUAGCAGCCUUAUACCCAACAUUGCUUGGGAAUUCUAAGAAACCAGUACAGUUUUGAAAGCAGUGUUAAAAUAGUGCCAUUGUGAAAGUUUCAGUCCACUAACUUGAUUCAAAAUGGUGUCCAAUUUGGCUACCUUAUCUUAAGCAGUUGGGACGCGGGUGGCACUGUGGUCUAAACCACUGAGCCUAGGGCUUGUCGAUCAGAAGGUCGGCGGUUCGAAUCCCUGCAGUUGGGUGAGCUCCCAUUGCUUGGUCCCAGCUCCUGGCAACCUAGCAGUUUGAAAGCACGUCAAAGUGCAGGUAGAUUAAUAGGUACUGCUCCGGCGGGAAGGUAAACUGCUUUUCCGUGCACUGCUCUGGUUUGCCAGAAGCGGCUUAGUUAUGCUGGCCACAUGACCUGGAAAAACUGUCUGUGGACAAACAUCGGCUCCCUCAGCCAGUAAAGCGAGAUGAGCGCCGCAACCCCAGAGUCGUUCACGACUGGACUUAACUGUCAGGGGUCCUUUACCUUUAUCUUUAUCUUAAGCAGUGCAUAGUGAAUGGAUGAACAACUUUCCAAAAUAUAUAAAAAUAUAUAAAAAAUGUCACUGAGUCAGAGAUGAGUUUUCAUCAUCCAAGGUGGCCAUUUUAAAGUUGAGAAGGUAAAGCCCACAUCUCUCUUUCCUAUUAUGCUGUAGUGAGUACAUAGUGACUGGAGCCGCUUCAAGAGAACUGUAAUGCAACAGGGAGGGAGGGAAUGAAGUUAAUAGUCAUAGCUCCUUCCCAAUUUUGAAAGAACUGGGGGUUGGGGAAUUUGCAACAUGAUCCAUCUGUCAUCUUCUCCCUUCAUAUCAUGACACGCAUACCUAUGACUGGAAAGGGAAUAAAUAAUGCAGCUCUCUCUUAUGAGGUGAGGACUUGUGAUAUUCACAUGAGAUGCAAAAGGGUUUGCUCAUUGAUAAUUUCUUCCAGCACAAUUGGUGUCCCAUAUGACACCAAUCAGCCUCUUGGCCAGUUGCCAGACCCACCCGCAAAUGCAAUUGUUGUUUCACUGAUUUGCCCUUCCUAUCCAGCCUUUUCUGGUCCUUUCAAAAGUGGUAUCUAGCUGGCUUCCUUUAUAAAGGAAAGCCACUCUGCAUCUGCUCAGAGGCAGUUAUAAGUUCCAGUAUUUUGAAAGCAGACACUGGCAAUCUUAAGACCAACGCAAGUGCGGAAGAAAACACUGGUUUUAAAUGCAGCCCCUCCCCCCCUCCAAAAAUAUCAUGUACACAGAUGUGUAAGACAGAUAAGGAGGGAAUGUGUCAAAGCUAAGCUGCAAGAAAUGAUCCACGGGUACCAGAGCCAGAAAGGAAUUGCUGCUUAGGCAAGGUCUCAGACCAACCAGGAGCCCUUUUUAUAGGCCUGCCUGCCUGGAAGAGCCCAAUAGCCAGCCGGGGGGGGGGGGAGCAGGGCCAGUCCAGAGCCUGAGGCUACUUCACUGGCAAGAAAAUGGUCCAAGCUGCAGUUCUCACCACAUGGGGCAGUUGCACACAGAACUGAAGAUUUCUGCCCUGACAGCUCUUGAUGCAGCGUGAUUCAAAGUGCCAAAAGGGUACACACUCAGGGAGUGUUGAAGUUUCCCCGCUCAUCCACACAUACCCACCCACAAGCUGGGCUCUAUACUGAAGUGAGACCAAUUGGGGGAAAUGGCACCUUCCAUCUUGUCUUACAUGUGAUUGGACAGGCCCAUGUUAAAGGACAUGAGCAUGCUGCGGACACCUCGAGUUUAGUCCAGGGAUGAGGAAAACAUUUUGCCCUUCAGAUGUUGCUGGACUCCACCUCCCAUCAGCCCCAGGCAACGUGGCCAAAGUGUGGCCAGGGACAAUGGUAGUUAUAGUCCAGUGACACUGGGAAGACCUCAGGUUCCCAAUUCAUGAUUUGGUCUGCAGGAGUUGCAAGGGUGGGGGGCACGGUUGGCAGGGGGUUGGCUCUUACAGCCCAAAUUGCCCUCAACAGAUUGGUUUUUUUCCUACUGUAGUCAAUAACAAAUACGGCCUGCGUUGCAAGAACUGCAAAACCCACAUCCACCACAGCUGCCAACACUAUGUGGAGUUCCAGCGCUGCUUUGGCAAGAUUGUAAGUAUUCCCUGCCUGGCCCCAUUGCCCAAGUUCCAGCUUCCUGCCACUUAACAUGAUAUGCCAUGUGCCUUAGGCUUGGGCCGCCAAGUUCACAGGUUGCUUUGGCCACCAUAAGCUGGAGGGUGGGAAAUGUUUUGGCAUGGAGAUAAAAUCUUCCCCAAAGAGACAUGCUAAUUUGACAACUGAGAAAUUUCUUUGAUUGCUUUAAAUAGGGAACAUAACAGAAUUUGUAUGCUCAAAAUACUUUUGUGUUCCUGGGCAGUUUAGUGCUUGCAGCUUGAGUAAAUCGAGCUAAAACAGGAAGAAUUUGUGUCUGCGUGCUGUCAUUAGAAGCAUGGAUCUGGUAUAGUGUUGAGUUUGAUGACAUUUAAAAAAAAAAAUUACAAGGACAGAGAAUAUUGCAAUAAUUGCUUUUGAAAAUGUAGAAAAACCAUUUUAUAUUGAUGUGGAAUCAUCAGCAUCUUAGCGGUAUUAUAGAAGUGUAUUUUUUUAAUCCAUGAGAUAGAUUCUUGUUCCUCUAGGGUGGGAGUUGUAUUUCGUUCUUCUGUUGGUAUAUAUCUGAAAAGCAAUUUUAAAAAGUUAAGAAAAAGAAAACUGCAUUCAAUCAAGCUGUUCAUAAUAUUUACUUCAGGGAUGUAGUCCAACAAUACCUGGGGGGCCCCAGGUUGGGCCAACUGUUUUGCUCCUUCCACAGUAGUCCCCAAAGAAUCACCAGAGGCUUUUUCUGCAACUGGUGAAAAUAUUUCCAAAAAUUGAUGUUCCUGCCUCUCUGAGGAUAAGCUGGUCUACUGGCAGCGUAUUUAGGAAAGAGUUGUCCUUCUUCCUUAGUUUUGGACGAGGCUGGGUUCUCCCUUUCACUUGUGCGUCACACUCUUCUUUUGCCCUGCAGCCCCCAGGUUUCCGCCGUGCUUACAGCUCUCCAUUAUACGGUGCCGAACAGCUUUCUGGUGGUAAGUAACCUGCUGCAAGCCUCUACCCAUUCCAAAGGUGGGCUUCCAUUGCCACAAACAGCAGCCUAAUUUUGUUGCUGUUGCUUUUCACUCCACAGCAAACCGAAGUGACCCUGUGUUUGAGACGCUGCGGACAGGUGUUGUCAUGGCAAACAAAGAGCGCAAGAAAGGGCAGGAUGACAAAAAGAACGUAAGGGAGAUGGUGUGGGGAAACAAUCAUGACACAGGAGGGUAGCAUAGCAUCGUCUCGUAACCAUAGCAGCCAUGGCAAGUGCCCUCCAGAGAGGAGUGAUGGAAUCAGGACUAAAUUAGCUCUUAAUUAAAGGGUUAAUGGCUUUACAAUAAAAUAAUUAAAGGGUUAAUGUGGCUUGCAGUAUUUCAGACCUCUUCCUCACCCCACUCCCCUUCCUUGUUGCUAUACAUUUAACUUAUCCACCCCGCCGGAUGGCUGCAGCCCUCUUUCUCAAGCAUUCUGCCAGAGUCUGCUAAAAAUAUCAGCUGUGCAGCUUAGCUCCCCCUUUCCAACCAUAACCUUGAGGAAGAGUUUAUCAGAUCCCACAGUGUAGACAUUUUCUUGUCCACAUCUGCUGCUGCUGCUUCUGUGGGGCAGAUAAAUGUGCAAUGUUGUAAAGCGAGACCAUGGGUAAGAGAGCUACAAUAUGGGGAAGAGGAGUUGUGCCCAUAAACCGCUGUUGCCAGUAGCAGCCAAUAGCAAUAGUAAUAUGUUUUACAAGUAAAUUUAUGAAAUAUGCAAAAUAUCUUAUAAUGCUAACAUCUAACACAUAAUACACAAUAAAAAUCUUAAAUAUAAUAUUUAAUGCAUGAUUUCGUUUACAUUAAAAACAUAGUACAAAAUGCAGCCGACCUGUCAACAUUUAAUUAUGCAUGUGCAAAUACAAAUUACCGGUACAUCAUUCCUACUGCAUUAAUUAAUGUAAAGUAUAGCUCUGUUCUUGGACAAUAGACGGGGUAGGUAAAUCUGACUUCUUCAGCUCUUUAGCAGGGAAGAUGAUACUUAACCAUUUUUCCCAGCCUUGGAAGACUUAAGGAUAUAGCAGCUUGAGGUUGGCUGCGAGUUGGCAACCCUGUCUCCCCAGAUCCUUCUCUGGAGACCUGUAUAAACCACCCACAAAUUGUGAUUAUUUCCUUAUCCUCUUCAUGCUCCUAUGCACAUUGUCUUGGAAAUAUCUACCAGAAGCUCCUGAGGCCUUGCCUAGUUUCACAUAACCCAGAAUUCCCUGCUGUGUGCCCCAACCCUGAGUCUUGUGCAGCCUCAGUUAGUGAGGAUGCUUCAUUCUAGUCAACUGCAACAAAGCUGAUGCCUUCUGAUACAUUUCCCAUGCUGCUUUCUAGCCAUUGGCUGCUAUGAUGGAGGAGGAAACAGAGGCCCCUAAAAACGAGGGUGGCCAACCUGAGGCAGGUAAGUGCCAGACCUUGGAACAACCCUGCUCUUCAAAGACUUUGCAGUCCAAAGGCUUAUUUGUUAGAUCUGGAACUCAGGUAGACCAAUUCUAGAAGAGACCAGAUGAACAAUAAUAAAAAGGGGUUGUGGAAAUUUAUCACCAUAAAUGAAACCUAGCCACGCUGUAUCAUACAGUACAUACAAAUGUGGACAUAGAGAGCCAUAUAGGACUCCAAGGCCUAGGUGUCUAAUGAAACACCUUCUUCCAUAUACAGUGGUACCUCUGGUUACAGACGCUUCAGGAUACAUACGCUUCAGGUUACAGACUCCGCUAACCCAGAAAUAAUACCUCGGGUUAAGAACUUUGCUUCAGGAUGAGAACAGAAAUCGAGCAGCGGCAGCAGGAGGCCCCAUUAGCUAAAGUGGUGCUUCAGGUUAAGAACAGUUUCAGGUUAAGAACAGACCUCCGGAACGAAUUUACUUAACCUGAGGUACCACUGUACCGUAUAUACUCAACUGCAUGAGGCACAUUUUAUUGCAUUACGUACAAUAUGAUCAAGCAAGGGACCUAUUGAUUAAACCACUAUUGGCAAAUCGGCCGGGUCAAUCCGAAGCCUACUAUAUCAGAUAUCUUCUGGACGUCAAGUCCAACGAUAUCACAGUGGCCAUGGCAAAGUUUCUUUCAGUAGUCAUACAAAUCAAAGAUCAACAUACCCAUGACUAAACAAAUAACACUUCAGUCUCCCUUCCCUAGGGGGUUGUCUAUAUGAGUCUGUAUUUUAUUCUGUAUCUAUGGGCCAUAAGAUUAAUAAUAAUAUACCGUAUUUUUCCGUCUAUAAGAUGCCCCCAUGUAUAAGACGUCCCCUAUUUUGGGGGACUCAGAUUUAAGAAAAUGGGGGGAGAUAUAUCCGUGUAUAAGACACCCCCUAAUUUUUGACAUUAUUUUUUAGGAAAAAAACCUAGUCUUAUACACGGAAAAAUAUGGCAUAUGUCUCUGAACAAGAUCUGGUGGGGAUGCUAUUGAUGAUGCCACAUUUGGUAUGCAAUACCCCUGGCGGGGUGCUGUGUGUAGAGAGGGGAUUCCUGAAACGCUUUUUUGAUGUGUCUAGAUUCAGCCAUAAUCUAUAAUAUUAUAUUAUAGAUUAAAUAGUUUGGCAUAUUGAGAAUCUUGGAUUUGAUUUUAAGAGCAGCAUCCCACACUCUAUGUGUGCAAAAAGAAGCUUGAAAAUAUAUGGGCUGAGAUAUAGGAACAACAGCUGCCUUAUACCGAGUUGGUCCAUUGCGCCAUCUAAUUUAGUAUUGUCUGCAUUGACUGAGCCCUGGAAAGUCUAAAGCUUUAGAAAGUCUGAAACUUUACAGAAUUUCAGACAGUAUACAUCCCCAGUUCUAUAUGGAUAUGUUGGGGACUUUUUGCAUCCUCCCCUUCACCAUACCAGAAGGAGUCUUAUUGGGAUUUCUGAAGAGUUGGACUUCAGAACUUUCCUUUAGUGCCACUUUACCUGUAGAAUGAAUGAUGCAAAAUUAACAAAUGUGUGCCAGUUUGCUUUACAUAAUUUAUGUAGAUGGAGAUAUCCAGCUCGUCUUGGUGCAGAAGUUGGGUUAACUUCCUGCAUAAUUUUAAUCAUUUUAGUUAGCCCUUGCUCUUGUUUACCUAAUAUAUAUUCAAUUCAAAUGUUUGUGAACUCAUCUUUAACAAGUCUCAGGUUCCAAGGGAGUGACAUAUUGAGUAUUUGGGACAAUAUUGCCUAGUGAUUAUUAUGGAGGGUGGCAUUCUUCCAAACCCUUUUGGAACUUGUGCCAGGUUUUAUUUCCUGGGCCUUCUGACACUGCCAUAAACACUGGGAUAAGCUGGAUUCUCUUUGCAGGUCAGCCAAGGGCGCUCUUGGAGUAGGAAAACACGGACAGACAUCUUUAGGGGUAGAAUGCAUAAAAUUUCAAACAAGACUAUAAAUGGACAGUUUGUUUAUUUGUCGUUCUGAUGAAUUGGAAGAGUGGGCACACGGGUGGGUGGGUGGGUGUAUGCAGUCGCGGAGAGCAGGUGGGGCGCUCAGCGCUGGCAGGGGGACAGCCGCGAUGGCACCCCACUGGGAUUGCGCUGCCGGGGGCGCUGCGCUCCCCCCGUACUCCUCUUCCUCCGCCAGUGGGUGUAUGUUUGCAUGAGGCUCCAGAGAAAGUGGCUGCUGUCUGUGUCUUCCUCGAGACAAUGCUAACAGGAACAGGUGUCCUGCAGGGACAUCUCUCUCUCUCUCUCUCUCUCUCUCUCUCUCUCUCUCUCUCUCUCUCUCUCUCUCUCUUUCCCUCGCUCCGUCCCUUAAGGAUGGGGCAAAAAAAUUGAAUCAGUUCACAUGUAAAUGCAAACUCCAAGAUAAUUUGUGAACCAAAAUACAGCCAAACUUUGAAAUCUACAGUUCUUCAAAUUUACAAUGCAGUUCUCUAACCAAGUAAUGAGUUAAAAAAAAUAAUCAUAUAUUUGGGGAAAGUGCAAAAAAUGCAUAUACAGUGGUACCUCGGGUUACGUACUUAAUUCGUUCUGUAGGUCCGUUCUUAACUUGAGGUACCACUUAAGCUAAUGGGGCCUCCCGCUACCGUUGCGCCGCCGGAGCACGAUUUCUGUUCUGAUCCUGAAGCAAAGUUCUUAACCCGAGGUACUAUUUCUGGGUUAGCGAGUCUGUAACCUGAAGCGUCUGUAACCCGAGGUACCACUGUAUUAGAGAAGAUAACAUUCAAAAUGCAUUAUAUUAUGUCUGUUAGAAGGAAUUCACACUAAAAUCUGAUGAAUUACUUUUCAGAAUAAAUAAAUUGCAAUUAACAUAGAAAUGUGGAAAACUGAAGACUGGAAAAAUGACAAAGUGAGAGAAACCAAAAUUGACCCAGCAGCCCACCCCUAAUGGAGGGCCACCAUUUCCCUCUCCUUACUAGCCCUGGAGUGGAUAGACUGGUGCUGCUGCCUUGCGGCACUGAAGGAAGAACAGGAAAGUAAAGAAGAAGAAGCAGGACCUAAUGUUCUGCUUCUUCUCCUUUGACUGAAUGGCUGUCGCAGUUAUGGCAGUCAGCUGCACCUGUCAAGGGGGGGGUGCGGGAUGUUUUGACACUGUGGGCAAAGCGCCCUGCUGCUGUCUCCCUGACGCUUCCUGCCCCUGCCACCACUCCUGCAUUGCCACUGCAGCAGUAUCCUUGCUCCUGGCGGCGGCCAUACUGGAGUGGGGCGGCUCUGCCACCUGGGGCAAAUUGCUUCACCUCGUCUCAUGGCGGCGCCGACCUUGGCACCUGUAAUUCUGGUGAGAGUUGCUGUCUUCCUUGUACUGGUCUCUAGUAGAGAGGGGGGAGGGAGAGAGAGAGAACAUGGAAAGGCAGGCAGGGGUGAAUAAAAUGCACAGAGAACUAAACUGGGAACUGCUGCAAUCUUGUACGUAAGGGUAAUAAACAUAGUAAAAGCAACAAUGGUGAUUUGGAGAGAUUCACUAUAUAGAUUCCUCAUUUUUCGGCCCUGAAAACUCAACCAGGAGAGAGUGUAGUGAUGCCUGGGGAGUGGACAAAUUUGAGUUUCACUCUUCUUUUAUCUCCUUCUCUCCCUACUUAUGCCCCUAUCUGAAUGCUGGGUUUUUCCUUUUUGUGUCCAGGAAAUCCAGAAGCACAGAAGGCUGAGAAGAAUGCCCCUGAUGAUAAGGUACCUGACUCUGCCUGCCCCCUUUCCCCCCUUUGGGAGGUGGGGGUGUAAUGUGUGCCCUUCCUGAAGUGAGAUGCCAACAGCACUGAGAUGAUGCACGUCCUCACCAACCCACAAGCCUCCUCCUCCACAGCCAGAAAUCCCCUGGUUUAUCUUCCCCACCUUCUGAUAUCUGCUGUUCCUGCAUUGCCUUUUCCUGAUUUUCCUGUGGUUUUUAUUUAUUGUUGCAAAUUGUCCUGGAGGCUUUUUAACUUAAGGCUGCUAUGGAAAUACUUUUUUAAAAAUGGACAGGGACAGAGUAUAUAGCACUGUGAGGAGGCCAGUUUACAUGGCUGCCUGGGGCUGGUUCUUCCUGCUUGCAAGGAGCUGCUUGAACUCUCUGGGGCAGUUAUUGUGCACCACUGAAGAUCUGGCAGUUGGGGAGGUGGCUCUGUGCCCUACUUCACAGGACACAUUCCUUUACAGUGGUACCUCAGGUUACAUAUGCUUCAGGUUACAUACACUUCAGGUUACAGCCUCCGCUAACCCAGAAAUAGUGCUUCAGGUUAAGAACUUUGCUUCAGGAUGAGAACAGAAAUCGUGCUCUGGCGGCACAGCAGCAGCAGGAGGCCCCAUUAGCUAAAGUGGUGCUUCAGGUUAAGAACAGUUUUAGGUUAAGUACGGACCUCCAGAACGAAUUAAGUACUUAACCCGAGGUACCACUGUAUUUUGAAUUCAGUGGAGAGUCUUCUCUUGGAAGGUGUCCUCUGUUUGAGGCCUGUCCAAGUCUCAUUUCAAGAUAAAGAACCAUAAAACUAAAGAAUAGAAGCACGGAAGUUGCCCAUCAACCGUUAGCAGCACCUGGUGAGCAGACUGAGCAGGCGCACAAAUCACUUUUGGUCUUCCCCACUACGAUGAGAUGUAUUGUAUUGCUCUUUAUAGUCACUAUUUCUAAAUUUGCAUUUAUGCACACUGAAGUCAUUGUUUUAGGUGGUGCAAAAAUCACUCUUUUUGCAAUGCACAACUGUCCACCUUCUGUGGCCAGGGUGGAUUUUGGGAAGUGUUUGUAUAGGCCAUUCCUUUUGAACCUUGAAGAGACCUUGGGUUUCCUCGAUGAUCUCCUAAACUCCACUGCUUAAGUCUUGAUGGGCUCCUUUCUUCCCUUGGACAGAAUAAGAAGCAGCAACCGGGGUUCCAGCAGUCUCACUACUUCAUUGCACUCUAUCGCUUCAAAGCUUUGGAGAAGGAUGACCUGGAUUUUCAGUAAGUGGUUUGGAAUUUGUAUGUGUUGGUCAGCGUUUACCAAGCUCAGAUGAUCUUGAAUUCACUUUCUUGCAGAGGCAAGUCCCAGCAUGGAAAUGUUUGGGUUGUACAGUGGUGCCCCGCAAGACGAAUGCCUCGCAAGACGAAAAACUCGCUAGACGAAAGGGUUUUGCGUUUUUUGAGUCGUUCCGCAAGACGAAUUUCCCUAUGGGCUUGCUUCGCAAGACAAAACGUCUUGCGAGUUCUUGCGAGUUUGUUUCCUUUUUCUUAAAGCCGCUAAUAGCCGCUAAGCCGCUAAUAGCCGUGCUUCGCAAGACGAAAAAACCGCAAGACGAAGAGACUUGCGGAACGGAUUAAUUUUGUCUUGCGAGGCACCACUGUAUUUCUCAUAUCCUUAGCCAACCUGAUGCCAACGGAAUCUAGAUCUUAUAGGUUACUCCUGGCUGUCACCUAUAAACCAUUUCACUUGGCGCAGGAUGUGGCUGCUUGCUUGCUUGCUUGCUUGCUCAUGGAAGCCAGACAGUCAAAACAUGCUAUGCUGAUUCUGUACCAGUUGGGCAGUUCCAGACCCAAUUCAUAAUAUUGGGUUUGACUUUAAAAGCCCUAACUUAAAUGGCUUGGAGGAGCCAGGUUAUUUGAAGGACCUGCCUCUAGACAUAUUUGUUUACCUUUAUAUCCUGGCUUUCUUCCAAGGAGACCACAUGUUACCUUCACAACAGCCGUGUGACACAGGUUAGGCCUGAGAAGUAGGGAUUGGCCCAAGGUCACACAGUGAGCUUCAUGGCUGAGUGGGGGUUUGAACCCAGUGCUUCAAGACUGGUGUUGGAGGCCACACUCAUUGAAACUUCCUUUAAAUUCAGUCAGACUGGCAGCUACUAUGCACAGGGCUUUCCCUGUGGUGGCUCCUUCCCUUGUGAAAGUUCCUCUCAAGGGCUGUACCCUUGGUCCUCCUCAGUUUCAGUAUUUAAAAAGACUUUGAAAGUGCACCUCUUCUACAAUGUCUUUUAACUGAUGGGAUUUUUGGCCAUGCUGCCGUUGCAUUGAUGUAUAAUUGCUUUGGCUCUUGAAAUGUUUUUUAUACUGGCAGAAUUAUAUUUUAAUGUAUUGUUGGGGAUGUAUUUUUUAAAAGGUUGAAAGGUUAAUUAUAAUAUUAUUAUGUUUCUGCCACCCUAGGUUCUUUUGGGAGGAAGGACAGAGUAGAAAUUUAAUAAAACAAACGAACAAAUAAAAUAUUUGUAGUUUGUUCACUGACUUGGGUGGCAUUGGUGGCUUAUAAAUGUUGAAAUUUAACAAACUAUACAAAAAUUUAAAAAACCAUAUCAAGAACCAUAUUAUCAACCACCCACACACCCACAAUUGUAUGUAAAACCAAUUUCAAAUCUAAAAUUAAGGAUUCCCCCAAUCCUGUGACUUCCCUCCACCCACCCCGAUUCCUUAAUUUUCCUUUCCAAAUGCAUAUCAUUAUUACUCAAAAAAAAUAAAAAUAAAAAAUUCAUCCAAUUUAUCCUAUAGUAUAUCUAAGAUUACAAGUGUUCUUAAAAUCCUGUCAAUGUAUUAACAACUUUUUUAUAUAUACAUUAAACAUUUCCCAAUCUUUUCCAAAAUUCUUAUCGUCCUGGUCUCUGAGCUCAUGUUUCCAUUUCUGACACUGAAAAUAAUAUUAGUGCUAGGGAACAAUAGUGAUGGGUAAGUUUGCUUUUCCCAGUUGAAUGAGCAGUAAUUUUAUAGCUAGUGGUUUGGUGGUGAUGACACUGGAAUAAUAAAAAGUAAACUCAGUUUCCCCUCAGUAAUAUACCGUUGCCAUUCUGGGGAAAACAUCUGAAAGAUCACAGCUGAAAGGGGGAAAGUAAAGCUCUUCAACUCAGUAAACACACAUUGAUUCUUCAGGGUGGGAUGCAAAUGUAAUGAACAGUUAGAACUGAGGAGCUGAGCCAAAAGAUCCAUUGUCAGGUUUUACUUCACACUGAAGGAUUUCCUUUAAAAAAAAAAUUAUUAUUACACUUAUAUGCCACUUUUUCUCCAAAGAGCUCAAGGUGACAUACUUGGUUCUGCCUCAAGAACCUCUAAUCCUGAGUGAAUGACAGUAUUCCACAUGGGGAGGUGAAUGCUGGGAUUUGACUUGACAGCUUGACAGCCAUCUUAGAACAGCUUCUCAUGGGGUGUGAAAUAUACUCAGAGUCAAGAGUGGAUUUCAUGCUCUUUAUUCAGCUCAUAGUGGUGAGGAGGAAUGGAAGUUCCCCCACUAUAUCUGCUUUAUAUACAUUAUUUACACAGUGGGCUGCACGUGAUUGGCUAAUUCCGGGAUUCUCCUGUAGGCCAAUCAGAUUGUGGAUUCACUUCCACCUGGAGCUGGAUUGGGUGGCUCCUGCGGACCAAUCAUACUGCUGCAUUGUUCUAGGACCAAUCAGACUACUGCAUUCUAAAUCCUAUUCUUUUAGGACCAAUCAGACUGCUGCAUUUUGGAUCCUAUUCAACUCAGUACAUAACAGGGUGCUAUGACAAUACGGCAUCGCAUGUGCAGAUUUGGGCAAAAAUAGGGAGGAGAGCAGAGCCCCACCCAAAACAUAUCCCAGCUGAUGCCUUCACACUAAGGCCACCUACUGGGUCUUGUUGUGAUGUGUGGUGCAGAAGAAUAAAUAUGGCAGUGCUAGACAACUACCCAUGCUCACUGAUGACUUCCUUGCUUUGCUGAGUGGUGGUAGCAAUAAAAGGGGAGGUUUGUUUGGGCCGGUCUUAGUCAAGUACCUAGGUUGGGGGACAGAUAAACCUGUCCAAGACUCCAGAAUUUCUGUGGGCAAAUUGGAACGUAUGGUUUACCAUCAUUUGUGGCGAUAUUUUAACUCCAGACUCAUUCUCUUUCAGCCCGGGGGACAAAAUUGCCAUUGUUGACGACUCCAAUGAAGAAUGGUGGCGGGUAAGAAAAGGGAGCUGACUGCCUUGAGGAGAUGUGCCAUGGAGGGGCAGGGAAGAUACAUAACAAGCAGAAGAUAACUUGUGUUUCAGCUUCAGGGUCAAAUCUGGUCAUUUGAGGGGAAAGUGUUUGAUCUCUUAGAACGGAUGUACAAAAGAAAAAUAACUUUAAUAAGUGGUGGGGCCACAAACAUUAUUUGGGGCUUGUCUCAGUUGUGGUUUCAGAACUAUCCCCCUUGAUGUUGACUUGCAGGCUCCCUUGAUAUCUGAGUUAUGGGCUUCUAUCUACCGCUUCAGUGCUAGUCAGGGCAUGUUCACAUGGUAAAUGUAAACUGGUUUAACUAUGGAUGUUGCCAGGGGCUCCCAAACCCUGGAACUUUUGUGCUGGGCCCUGUACCUCCUGCCCCUUUCACCACUGCUGCUUUAAAUGUUUAAAUACAUUUGAACUGUCCUAAUUAGUGGCAAGCAGAAGAAUGUGGCUUUAUGGUGGUUUGACUUCUUUACACCUUAACCCCAUGUGCGGCACUCUUGUAGGGCAAGAAGAUUGGAGAGAUUGGCGAUAAAAUUGGAUACUUCCCACCAAACUUUAUUAUUCGGGUACGUGCAGGAGAACGGGUACACAAAGUGAUGCGGUCCUUUGUGGGCAACAAAGAGAUUGGGCAGAUCACACUAAAAAAGGAUCAGGUAAGUAACUUGGAGGCAACUCUUAUCCUUUCACAAUUAACACCCUAUCUCCCUGCUGCCUGCCACUCUUACAGUAGGAAUGGAUGAAUCAAUCUGAGUCAGUUUCACAUAUGGUCAUUCAUAAGUUCAUUCUAUGCAUUUCUACAUUAAAAACAAAAACACAUACAUGGGAAUUUACAUUAUUUAAUGUCAAAUACGCAUUUUUAUAUUCAUUUUGUACAUUUCCUGAGUCAAGAACCUUACUGCAAAAUUCAGAGAAGUGUUGAAAACCAAAGGAUACCGUAUUUUUUGCUCUAUAGGACGCACUUUUUCCCCUUCAAAAAUGAAGGGGAAAUGUGUGUGCGUCCUAUGGAGCGAAGACGCCAUAGCCCCGUGACCCUCUCCCGGCUGGAGAGGUGACGCGCGGCUAUGGCAGGAGCCUCUCUGCUGCGCCUUUCCGCUGCUCCCUGACCUGCUCUUUGGGGCUGGUGGUGGGCUUCCCCCCGCCAGCCCCAAAGAGCAGGUCAAAGGAACCUGAAGCCUGGAGAGCGAGAGGGGUCAGUGCACACUGACCCCGCACGCUCUCCAGGCUUCCAAGGUAGCCGCCUGAAUGCACCUUAAACGGCACCUUGUUUUAGAGCAGGAAAACAAGAGGGGGAAAGUUCUUCCCCUCUCUGUGCAGCGCCUCCUGCCGCCUCACUGAAGGGGCGCUGGGCAGAGAGGGGGAGAAUUUUUUUUUCUUGUUCUCCCCCCUCUAAAACAAAGUGCGUCCUAUUGUCCGGUGCGUCCUAUGGUGCGAAAAAUACGUUAAUUGGGCUCCAAUCUGCAUAUCCAUCUGGGAAUUGCAAAUCAGGGAUGGUUACCUUUAAAAAAUGCAGACCAAAUGAAAUUCUUGAGUGUUCCUAACUGACUGUGGCAUAAUUUUGGAUUAAAUGUUGUGGAGCAGCCAGGAAAAUAGUGGCUCAAUCAUCUGACCUGUAGAGGCCAUUCUGAAGUUUCAUGACCCAUCCACCCAAAAACAAAUAUUUCCCAUGCUGUCUUAAAACCCAUGCAUGGCUACAGAAUAGUUUUUUGGGGUCUUUUGACCACUGGUAUCAGAACCUUCACCCUGGCAGCCACUUAAUAGCAAAAACACUGCUAACAGUCAGUAGCUUAUCUUACCCUUCUCUCCAUGCUCUCCAUCUGAAAGAGGCUCUUCCAUCCUUGUUUCUCUUUCUCAUUAUUAGCCCCAUAAACCAGAUCCAGAAACAGGAAGUAACCCUACCAGCCCUUACACACUUUUGUUUCCAGAAUUCCUGGGCCAUUUCACACCAGAUGCUCAAAACAGUUUUGCAUUUUCCAGCUCUGUACAUUGAACGGAAAAAACGACUCCCUUCUCUGCCCGUUUCUGUCUCUCCACACCCUCGCCCCUGUGGUCUAUGUUAGAAUCAUUCAGACAUGACAAAUAGACUGAAAUGAGUCCUUAAGUGUCUCUUGUGACACCUUUCCCAGUGUUUAAUAUACUCUUCCAUGAGAUCCAAUUUCUUAGGCACUUACUGUAACACUAUAGGCACUUAACACUACACUCAUCAGUUAUAACAUUAGAAAUGCAUUAUAAAAAUCUGACACCAGAGGACGCUGUAGAGCAGCGAGCCUUCAACGAUGGAAAACUGCAUUGUGAGUUAUAUAACUUUAUUGUUAAUAACGCUUUUCUAAAUCCAGCCCAAGUGUCUCCUAGGGCCAAACUGAACAUGACUUUGAUUUUUAUAUUUGUUUUGUCAAUUUAUAUACCACUUAAUUACAAUAGUCUCUAAACACUGUACAAUAAAGCUUAACAAAUGCAAUAGAGGUAACAUGAAAUUUAAAACCAACUGUACAAUCAGAAGUUGUUUAAGAUGCCUACUGAAAUCAAAAGGUCCUCAUGAGGCACUGGAAGUUCAACAGGUAGUUUUCAGCUUCAUGUUACCUGUAUCGUAUUUAUUAAGCUUUAUUGCCUAUCUAAUCUCAUCCACAAAAUUGGGUCCACAAGACUGAACACAUGGACCCUGGUAUUUACAAGCUGUGCAUCCGAGCCAUAGGGGACCACUAACAGUGACUUUUCUGGAGAUCUGAGGGAGCUAAGGAGUCAGGCAUUUCUUAAGGUAUCCUGGACCCAAGUUGCACAUGAACACACAAUUCUUGAACCUGGUCUGGUAGUGUGUGAACGGCCAGUGCAAGAUUUUCAACAGUCCAGGCACAGAAUUUGACACCAGCUGGAUGCUCCAGAUCCAGGGUCUUAAGCCUUUAUCUGGGUGGUUCUAAGCUCCACGACAACACCUGCGCUCUGUGGCUGCUUUUAAAGGUAUUCAGACUUACAGAAAUGAGGAAUGGCUGUUUUCACUCUCUCUCUCUGGGAGAGGUGGCAACGGUAUAAUAGCAUGUGACAUAGCAAUCUGGCUCUGAUUCUUACCUGUCCCCUUUCCUCCUUCAUCCUGCAAUAGAUUGUGGUGCAGAAAGGUGAGGAGCUGAAUGGGUACGUGAAAGUCUACACUGGCCGCAAGGUGGGGCUCUUCCCUGUCGACUUCCUGCAGGAGAUCUGAGGCCCAGCCCUGGCAUUUAUGGGUUUCAUGGCCAGAGCCGAAGGCCAGGUUGUUUCUUUGGAAAGAGAUUCCCAGCUACCAAGGACUCCCUGCAAUGGAGCUGGGUUCUGCGAGUGCCUGUGUGGCUCCCAGUGAAGAUAUUCCACCAGGACCUGUAUCUCUGAGCCAGGAUACAAGGCGAGGAGCACAUAAUUUUGUCACCUUUGGGCAGGGGGGCCCUUGGCUCUCCUCUUGGACUCUGGUGGUGGUGGCAGAUUCCAGAAUGUGUUUAGCCGUUAAUCCACUGAUGAUGUAAGCCACAGAGGUGCUGGGAUGCAGACAAAGCUGUUCUGCUUCCUGUCUGCAAAGGAAGUGGAUACUGAUUGUUCAUAUUGACUGCCAGACUAGACAAGUGGCAUUUGCUGCUGUCUCCUGCAGGUGGCACAAAGCUUGUGUGUGUGUGUUUACUUGGAGGCAAAUGGCUGUCCCUUUGCUGGUGGUGGUGCAACUCCCAGCAUUAUUGGAUUGCUUAGAUUUUGUUAUGUUUUGCCUAUAUAUGUUAUCUUUCCCUACCCCUCAGUAGCCUGCUUACCUACUUUAGCAUAAAGCUGCAGGACGUGGGGUCAGCGUCCAAUGAAGUGACCUGGUUUUCUCGGUUGGGCUAAUCAGCUCCAGUUAUGUUAAAAUGAUAUACCUCUCCCAUUAUCCUUUUCUUCCAUUUUCCUGCUGUUGUGAAACUGAAUCUUUUUAGAUUGUUUCCUUUUAGGCACCUUCUGGUCUCGCUUAUGAGGGAGGCCAGAUGUUCUAGACAACUGAAUUUCUUUACAACAUGUAUAUACAUGCAUUUCUCUAUACACGGUCAGUGCUAUGACUUUCUUUCUGGGGGAGGGAGCAUGCAAGGUGACACAGCCAAGUGGGAAAGUUGCAUGUUAUGGAAAAAGAGCAUUGCCUGUUUCUAUGAUCCUUGUGCACUUUGAGGUGGCUCAGAAAGCCUAAGAGUCCAUGCUGAAUCGAGCCCUUUGGAUGCUAUGAGAAUAAAGCAACAAAGGGGCUUACAAGUAAUGCUCCCAUUCUUCUUUUUCCAUGCUUGCAUUAUAAUAUCUGAACUGGCCACAUGUGCACCUUCUCCACAGAGGUAUGCACUCACAUGCUCAUCUGGAAUUCCUGAAUCACUUGCUGGGAGAGAGGCCCCAGAAGAUGGUCUGGGAGCUCUUAUUUGUACAUCUGAAUCUGCCUUAGUGAAAGUCCAAUUCCUUGCAUGACAGAGAAGACUGUUUUCUCCUUCUAAUAUUCAAGAUUACUGGAGAACAAUGACACAAGGAUAGUGAGGGUACUACAUAAAUUGAGCCUGUCCUGCUCUGAGAUAUUGCCAGGAUUUAGGGUUGCUGAGAAAGUUACAGAUAGUAUUUGAUGACUAGGCUUGUAAUGUGGGGUCAGCUCAUUUGUAGUACGCAAUCUCCUGAUACUCUUGGUGCAAUUGCACUCAUUUCACGAAAGCCUGUUGCCUGCUCACAUGGAACACAGACAAAGUUUAUUUGUGCACACAUUCUCAUGUGCAGUUAUGGUGUCUGGGGCUUACUUUCACACCUGCACACUGAGGAGGCACUCAACAUUUGCUUUCAUGAGAGACCAUGCAAGCUUGCAGAUAGCCCACUUCCUCAGUCUCAUUUACUCACAGUUGAUCACAUGUGCCAAAGCACACUAAGGAAUCAACAGGCUCCAAAGCAUGCUUAGCUGACACCCACAUUUACAUACAACGCACAUACAUUUUGGUGCCCUUCAUAGCAUCUGUUGAUGUCCAUUAUCCUGAUAGCCUGAAAGAGAGAAGUUUUUCUCCCUCUCUCUUAACUCUAGAACUCACGGAUAUCCAGUGAAGCUGAAUGCUGGAAGGUUCAGGACAGACAAAAGAAAAUACUUCUUCACAUAGCUAAACUGUGGAAUACGCUCCCCCAAUAAGCAGUGGCAGCUACUAACUUGGAGAGCUUUAAAAGAGGAUUAGACAAGGGAGGGAGGAUAAGGCAAUCAAUGGCUAUUAGCCAUAAUGGCUGUGUUCUGCCUCUGCUGUUGGAAUGGACAGCUAUUGCGCUCAUGUCCUGCUUGUGGCCCUUCCUUAGGCAUCUGGUUGGCCACUGUGAGAACAGGAAUGCUGGACCAGAUGGGCCUUUGGCCUGAUCCAGCAGGAGAGUCACAGGUUCCCCAAUACUGCGUUUAAAGCCUAGGAAGUCGUCUACUUCCUGUGUCCCCAAAAUGGGCACUUUGCCGUUUCAGAUAAGCGUCCAGUGGGGGUGGGGUGGGGAGUGAAAAGGAGAACAAAGCAGGGCUAGGUACUUGCAGCACAAUCCUGACCAUGUCUACCAAGAAGUAAAUCCCACUGAAUUCAAUGCAGUUUACCCCCAGGUAAGUGGGAUUAGGAUAGCAGCCUUUGUCUCUUGUUCAUUUUACCUUCUUUACAGCUUUAUGAACUCCAAGUAAUUUUUGCGCCAAAGGAUUUGUGUUACCAGCUACAUUUCAGCUUCACUCAGAGCUCAAGUUGGGUCCUGUGUGGGCAAGGAAGAGAAGUUAGCAAAUAGGGUUAAUAUGUACUUGUCAGGAUAUGUGUGCAGGAAGUGUUGGCAUAGUCCUCUGAUCAAGAUGGCUAGAGCAAUGAAAAAUAAAUGUAUACUGUGGGUGCUAAGUGCUUUUGAAUAUACACCUCCAGCUGCCUGUCCCAGAACCUUUCAGGGUUGUAUCUGUGAGGAGCGAUUCAAAGUGGGAAUGAUGGAGUUGGGCUAGAUAAGGCAACAUGAAAUCAAACAUGUUUUUUUGGUCCCUAAUACAAGCGUAACCCAGUGUCUACACCACCUUACCUGUCUCUUGUCUCAUUUGAUCUCAAAUGAUAAGAUGAGGGCAGGUGAUGAGAAGCCAUUGUUUUGGACAUAUUUGAAACAUCUACCCAGGGACUUGUGUCUGUUAGUGGCAGAUACAAGGCUAUCAUACAAGUCUCCCUGUAUGUCAUUGCACAGCACAAAUGGGGAAUUUGGUAUCUGAUGCAGAAUUUAGUAUCCUGAGGAUCUCAGCAUUCUGUGUUUUUUAAGCAGCUUUCUAAUCCAUAAACCACUGGAGACAAAAUUGAAAAUGGCUGGUCAAAAGUCUAGUGGAAUCUCAAACUGGGAUGGGGCUGAACAGGAGUUCCAGUUGUCAUGGCACAAAGUAUGCUUUAUUCAUAGAAGUAGAAUAAAAUCUGUGAAAAGUGUAAGC